AUGGCUGAUAUUGAACCUACAAAACAGAUUAAUCAAGAACUUGAACCCGAACAAAAACGUAAAGUUUUUAUUGGAAGUUUAUCUUAUAAUAUAGAUGAGAAUGCAUUUCGUGAAUAUUGGACUAAAUUUGGUGCAGUCAUUGAAGCAACAAUUUUACGUGAUCGUGAUGGUCAUUCACGUGGUUUUGGUUUUGUUACAUUUGCCGAUUCAUUAAGUGUUGAUGCUGUUAUGCAAGCGCGACCACAUACACUUGAUAAUCGUGUUGUAGAACCAAAACGUGCAGUUCCACGUGAAGAAACUCAUAAACCAAAUAUGCAAUUAUCAGUUAAAAAACUCUAUUUAGGUGGUGUUAAAGAACCAAUAACAGAGAAUGAUCUUAAAGAAUAUUUUUCCAAAUUCGGUGCAAUAACAGAUGUUGUUGUUAUGAAAGAUCGUGAAGGACAAUAUCGAGGAUAUGGUUUUGUUGAAUUUGAUGAUUAUGAUCCGGUGGAUAAAGUUAUACUUGAAAAAAAUCAUACUGUAUGUAGCCGACAAUUAGAUGUACAAAAAGCUCAAUCAAGAGAUGCAUCACAACGUCCUAGUGGUAAUAUGCGAGCUCGUCAAGGUCCACCACCAAUGUCUAGAUCGAAUUAUAAUGGUGGUGGUGGUGGUGGUGGUGGUGGUUAUAAUAAUAAUAAUAACUAUCAACAGGAUAAUCUUAAUGGUCCAGGACCAUUUGGACAAAUGCAAAAUAAUAAUUACAAUGGUUAUGGACAGAAUUUUAAUGAUGGUAAUGGUAAUGGUAAUUGGACUUCAUUUGGUCAAGGAUAUGGUCAAGAAAGUGUUGGUGGACCGAUGCGACGAGGAAAUAUGGGUGGUGGUCGUGGUUAUGCACCAUAUAAUGGUCGUGGCGGCGGUGGUGGUGGUCGAGGACGAGGAGGAGGUGGUGGACAUCGUGGAGGUGGUCCAUCGUGGACUGCAUGGGAUUGA
This is a messenger RNA of Adineta steineri, 969 nucleotides long. The record is from the annotation of a GenBank genome assembly. NCBI's taxonomy places the organism in Eukaryota, Metazoa, Rotifera, Eurotatoria, Adinetida, Adinetidae.